CCAUGUUAACCCAAGAUGGUCACAGAGUCAUUUUAGAGAAGGUAGAUGACUGGAACGUGGUGGAGCUGCUAGUGAAUGGAGAAGUUGUCUUCCAGUGCAACAUUAAUGACCUGGACUUUGGAGGUGAUGGUAAACUGGACCCACUCUGCGAACAGGCCAGGAUAGCUGUGCUAAAUGCCUACUGA
Elephantulus edwardii (Cape elephant shrew) is the source of this 185-nucleotide messenger RNA. RefSeq names its product UPF0728 protein C10orf53 homolog. The annotation marks the transcript as partial. The record is from RefSeq and is a predicted model, not a curated record. Lineage: Eukaryota; Metazoa; Chordata; Mammalia; Macroscelidea; Macroscelididae. The transcript has 2 exons.